CGCUCCCUUCAAACCCACCAAAACGGUAUAAACCUCUUUUCUUUUCUGUUAGCUCUCAAAACCCUAAAAUUCUCUCCACUCACAAACAAUGGCUGAACCGAGUCAGCUGACUCAGCAUAUUGAAUCUUUUGUUGACUCAUCACGCUCCUCUACUCAGCAGGCUGCAAGUUUGGAUGCAAUAGUUUCCUUCGUGAAGAAUGAUAUAGUAACUAUACCAUCACUGGUUAAGGAGAUGGAGAUGUAUCUGACUACAACAGAUAGCAUAAUCCGUGCACGAGGCAUCCUUCUUCUUGGAGAAGCAAUUAAAUGUCUUUCAUCAAAGCCGCUGGAUGCUGCUACUAUUCAUAGCUUGAUGUCUUUCUUCAAAGAGCGACUGGCAGAUUGGAGAGCUUUACGUGGUGCACUUGUUGGUUGUUUGGCAUUGGUGAAAAGGAAAAGUGGUGGUAUGGUCACUAGCAGUGAUGCUAAAGGAGUUGCAGAGUCUUUUUUGCAAAACUUGCAGGUUCAGUCUUUAGGACAACAUGACAGGAAGCUUUGCUUUGAACUUAUGGAAUGUCUGCUAGAAUACUAUCCUCUUGCUGUUGCUUCUCUGGGCGAUGAUCUAAUUUAUGGAAUUUGUGAAGCUAUUGAUGGAGAAAAGGAUCCUCAAUGCCUAAUGCUAGCAUUUCACAUUAUGGAGGUUCUAGUGCAAGUGUUUCCUGAACCUUGCAGUCCCAUAGAAAGUUUUGCUAGUGAUCUUUUUGGCAUUUUGAGCAGUUACUUUCCCAUUCAUUUUACACAUGCAAAAGCUGAGGAGGAUGUUGAGGUGAAAAGGGAUGAUCUUUCAAGGGCAUUAAUGCUUGCAUUCUCAUCCUCCCCUCUAUUCGAGCCAUCUGUCAUUCCAUUGCUUCUUGAGAAACUUUCUUCCUCCCUAUCAUCCGCAAAGGUUGAUUCUUUAAAGUACCUUAGCUAUUGCACAUCAAAGUAUGGAGCAGAAAGAAUCGCAAAACAUGCUGGAGCUAUUUGGUCUUCACUGAAAGAUGCAAUAUUUACUUCAGGACAAUCAUUUGUGUUAUCCUUCACCCCAGAAUCCCUAGGUGGUCUAGGAUGUCAGGAGAAUGAAAUAGCAGCUGAAGCACUGGCUCUACUGGAAAAGGUUGUUAUCCAAAAUAGUAAUUUGUUCUCAAGUAUGAUUGUUGGUGAUGAAGAAAUAAAUAUGGUUUUGAAUUCCAUCACUGGCUACCAGAGUUGCAAUGAAAUUCCCUUGCAAAGCACACAGAAACUGUAUUCAGUUGGUCGUAUCCUUUAUGUUUCUGUGAAGGCAUCUGUUGCUUCCUGCAGUAGAAUUUUUCAAUAUUUCUUCUCCUGCUUGAUGGAGAGCAUGGGGCUUCCAGUUGUGAAUGGAUCUGGGACUUGCUCUUUUAAUGAUGACUGCAUGAUCUCCAAAAGACCUAAUCAUGGAUCUCUUUAUCUCUGUGUUGAACUUCUUGGAGCAUGCAGAGAUUUGGUCAUCAGUUCUGGUGAUCUUGCAUCACAAUGUGUUUCUGCAAGUGAGACAUGGUGCUGCUUGCUUCAGAGAUUUUCUACCUCUUUAAGCAUGAUUUUUAGUUCAACCCUGGCAACAAGUACAGACAAGCCUGCUCAUGACGCGGAUGUGUAUCUUGCAGUGAAGGGUUUGCAAAUUCUAGCUACAUUCCCUGGAGGCUAUUUACUGGUAUCAAAAUCUACAUGUGAAAGUAUUUUGAUGACCUUUGUAUCUAUUAUCACUGUUGAUUUCAACAAGACAUUGUUGUGGAAACUGUCGGUGAAGGCAUUGGUUCAGAUUGGCUUGUUUAUUCAUGGCAGUAAUGAGUCUGAGAAGUCAAUGAGCUAUAUGGAUAUUGUUGUUCAGAAGAUUGUUUCAAUGAUAUCAUCUGAUAAUCAUGAUGUACCAUUUCAACUCCAACUGGAAGCCAUCUCUGACAUUGGCACAAGCGGGCUGAAAUAUAUGCUGAAAAUUGUUACUCAAUUGCAAGAAGUUAUAUGUGCCAAUCUAGCUGAGGUUUAUGUUCAAGGAAAUGUGAAAUCAGCAAAGGUCAUAAUUCAUCUUUUGGAAUGUUAUUCAAAUGAGUUGCUUCCAUGGAUUCAGAAAUAUGAAGUUUUUGAGGAAGUCUUGUUCCAAUUUGUUGUCAGCAUAUGGAACCAAAUAGAAAAUUGCAUGGCCUCUUCUGAUGGGAUCCGUGAAAAAGAGCUUCUUGAUGCUACAAUGAAGGUGAUGAAGCUUGCUGUUGCUUCUUGUUCCGUGGAAAACCAGAACAUAAUAAUUGAUAAAGCUUAUACUGUACUCUCAUCCAGCACUUUCUUAUCAACGAAGGAUCCCUUGUCCUCUCUUCAAGCUCAACUAGAAGAGUUAGAAGAUACUCAAGAAACAGACAAAUUUUCCAGUAGAGAUGAGUGGAUUCAUUCUUUAUUUGCAUCAGUAAUUAUAGCACUUCAUCCUCACACACGCAUUCUGAAUAUAAGAACAGUAGUGCAUUUUCUCAUGAUUGUGUUCCUUAAGGGCUAUGUAACAGCCGCUCAGGCGUUAGGUUCUCUAGUUAACAAAUUGGAUCUAAAGACUAGUGGAACAGAGUAUUCAGGUGGUUGUACCUUUGAAGAAGUAAUGGAUAUAAUCUUUGGUAAAAAAUUAAGUUCUUCUGACCAUGUUCCUGCUGGGAGAUCUGGUAUUAUCACAGGCUAUUGGAGUGAGACAGGUCUCACUAACUUGUGCCUUGGUGCUGCAAACAGUGGUUUGGUUAAAAGUUGUUCCAUUGUUGGGUUGUCAUGGAUCGCGAAAGGUUUGCUUAUGCGUGGACAUGAAAAGGUUAAAGACAUAACUAUAGCUUUUUUAGAGUGCCUGCAAUCAAAUGGCAGAAUGGGUGCCUUGCCAUUGGAAGAAAAUAAUUGCAACUGGGAUAUGCGACUGUCUACAAUGAAAUGUGCAGCAGAUGCAUUUCAGGUUCUUAUGAGUGAUUCUGAACUUUGCUUAAACCGCAAAUUUCAUGCAAUAAUACGACCACUUUAUAAGCAACGAUUUUUCUCCACCAUAAUGCCCAUCCUGCAGUCUUUGAUAAUUCAGUCCGACUCAUUACUCUCAAGAUCUAUGCUGUAUCGGGCUUUUGCAAAUGUUGUCACUGGCACCCCAUUGAUUGUUAUCUUGAAUGAUGCAAAAAAGUUAAUUCCAAUGGUGCUGGAUAGCUUAAAGUUGUUGAGCAAGGAUGUUUUGGAUAAAGAUGUAAUGUAUAGCCUUCUGCUAGUCCUGUCAGGCAUUUUGACUGAUAAAAAUGGACAAGAAGCUGUAAUAGAGAAUGCUCAUAUUAUCAUCAAUUACCUCAUAGGGUUUGUCACCUACCCUCAUAUGAUGCUUGUCCGGGAGACAACAAUUCAAUGUCUUGUUGCCAUGUCAGAGUUGCCUCACACAAGGAUUUACCCCAUGCGAAUCCAGGUGUUGCAAGCUGUAUCAAAAGCUCUUGAUGAUCCAAAGAGGGCUGUUCGUCAAGAAGCUGUUAGAUGUCGGCAAGCGUGGUCAGUGAUUUAGAUAUAUACUUCUGUAGGUUGAAACGAUGUAUCUACUACAUGUGCAUGUUCUUGCUUGCACAAGUCGAUUUCAUAGUGGGAACUAAUUACAUCGUAAUUGGUUCCUCUGCCAACAUAGGGCAUCAAAUGCAUCAAUCCCAAAGCUUCCUUGGCAAAAUGAAUCUGUUGACAUGAUUGUUUUUAUUAUUAUGUCUCAUUGUAAAUAUCUUGCACACUGAAAAAAAAUGCUUGAUAUGUUUUUCCCAAUUAUGAUGGACAUGAAAGUUGACCAUAAAUAUAUAUUUUUAAAAUAGGUAAGUACAUGCCUCUCCUUCCCCAUCAGAUUGCAUGGAUUUCGGUU
Molecule: messenger RNA, 3874 nt
Organism: Populus euphratica (Euphrates poplar)
Lineage: Eukaryota; Viridiplantae; Streptophyta; Magnoliopsida; Malpighiales; Salicaceae
Gene: MET18
Product: ARM repeat superfamily protein
Exons: 19
Coding region: 89-3535 (1148 amino acids)
Cellular component (GO): cytosolic [4Fe-4S] assembly targeting complex
Source: RefSeq, a predicted model, not a curated record